Messenger RNA from Tachysurus vachellii, 2281 nucleotides. RefSeq lists its product as uncharacterized. Bases 229 to 1629 code for a protein of 466 amino acids. The transcript is spliced from 5 exons. The record is from RefSeq and is a predicted model, not a curated record. Lineage: Eukaryota; Metazoa; Chordata; Actinopteri; Siluriformes; Bagridae. Gene Ontology annotation, biological process: proton motive force-driven mitochondrial ATP synthesis. Gene Ontology annotation, molecular function: proton-transporting ATP synthase activity, rotational mechanism.
UUUGCGUUUUAUAUGUGAUGUUGUUUUGAAAUAAACAUUUAUAAUGAAAUUAGUAUGUAAAUAGUUAUAUACAGGCGCUGCUAUUUGGGACUAAAAUGGGUCCUUGGUUCUUGUUGCUAAGCGCAAGGUUAAAUUAGUGUCUCUAAGAGAUGUUACAGUAAAUGUAGGUGAUUGUCAUGUUUAUAUUUAUCAAACUCAAGUGACAGUCAGCAUUUAGUGAAGCUCAAGAUGAGCUUAGAGAUAUGUCCAUUUUGUGGGAAGUCGUUCAAAAGGCUCAAAUCACAUCUGUCUUACUGCAACAUGUCCCCUGGGUCUAAAACUUCCAAAGUCACUAACAAAUCUAAAGAAAUACCGACUACUACUUUUAAAUCAAAAAUGAAUAAGGGUAAGACUACAAAAGUAAAUACUAAAAAUAAUGACAUUCAUUUGAAUUGCUCAACAAUUAAGGCAACCUCAAAAUCCACCAAAUCCAGAUCCAAAAAUGCUGAAAAGGUGAAUAAGGAACUUUUACAAAACACCUCCGCACUAACAAGCACCGCCUCCAAGAUACUAUCCAGAGAAGGAACGAACACAGACAUGUCGAAGCCCAAAACAAAAUGGCUUGCAAAAAGAGAGCAAGAGAUGUUAAAACAAGCUAAACUUAAAACACAGACUAGAAUCAAAUUCACUUCAGUUUCUCAGCAGGAAAAGUAUAGCAGUAAAACAUUUAAAACCCCAGUAAAAGACACACAUUUAUCAGCGAAAGAAACUGUCAGUGGGCAAAAUCAGCUUACAGGAACUAAUUUGACUUCUCAACUAACAAACAACAAGAUCAACCGCAGUGUGUCAGAUCCCUUUCAAAGAGUUCCCUGGACCACAGGCUGUCAGGAUAAGCAAAGUAUUCCAGUGGACCAGACACAAAAUAGUCCAAAGUCUAUGACCAAAGAAUAUACUUUGGCUACAAGAUGUAAAGAGCAAGGUGUAUCUACAUUUCAAACUAAGACUUGUGUGUGGGACCACAUUAAACAUGGACUUCACAGAAGUAGAUACGACAUUGUUCCCAUGUUAUUUCCCAUAGUUUCAGCACACAAAGUAUCUUUUGCCAAGUGUGUAAACACUUUAGAGUCUGUACUCAAGCCUCAUACAGGGAAUGAUCAAAACAUUACUAUGAAGACUUCACCUGGAGAGUUUCCUAUUUUGCAAACCUCUGUCCAAAGACCAGCUGAAGACAUGUUCAGCUCACGAUUACAAAACCUGUCCGUUCUGCCAUACGCACCUGAGAUGGAAACAGGUUAUGGUGGAACAUUUUUCUGCUCACCUGAUUCAGAAAUCUCCUCUAAUGAAAAUGUAUUGAUGAAGUGCCAAACCUCCAAGCUUUCAUCACAGAGACAAGGUUUAAUGACAGAGCUGAGACUUAGAGAUGUGAGAUUGAAUGAGCUUGCUUCUUGGCUUGGUGCUCAAACACCAAAAUCACCCAGGGAGGCUGUGACAAUGUUUAACAAAGGUUGGCAGUGGUAUUACAGGAAGUACAUUGAUGUGCAAAAAGGAGGAAUUGGUGGGAUUGCAAUGCUGAUUGGUUGCUACUGUGUCUUGAGUUACAUUUGGAGUUACCCCCAUAUCAAAAAAGACCGCUGGAGGAAGUACCAUUAGAGUAUUUGGUGGACAUUUUUCAACUGUACUGAUGCCAGAGUAUUGCAAUAUGUGCAUUGCAAUACUUGUACACUAGAUAUUUAUACAGUCAUUUAUUUUACAUUUUUAAUGCAUAAUGAAUUUUUGUUACAAACUUAAUUAUUACUUAAACCCUCCAUGUUGACUUACUUCCAACAGAAGUAGGUUUAUUAGUGAAUAAAAAAUAUUUGUAUAGUUAUGUAAUAUAGUUACCACAAGUAAACACUUAACUUUGAUACAGAAAGAACCAUUCACUGACAUCCAUCUAUGCAUUUAGGGUGAUGUCAGACAUGCUCAAAAUAAUAUUCUUUUUAUAUUUAUUUUUGAAAUGUAUGCAGAAUGUAGUGCACUUACAUAGAUUUGUUUUGUUUUAAAAGUCAUGGUGUCUAAUUUGUUUGCAGAACUGGUGUGAAAAUUGUACAGAAAAUGUUUCGUCCUUUUUUCCAUUUCAAUUUAAGACAAACAUUCUGUUUAUUAAUAAACGCUAAAUGUCAGUAUUUAAAUAAUAGUUUAAACAGUUUUGGUAACAAAAGAACCAUGUACCACAUGAAGUAUCUGUUGUAUUCAAAGUGAAUUUAAUAUUGAUUGAUCUUUGUUGUUGUAGUGAGCACAAAUUAAACAUUAAUUCAAUAUC